This is a messenger RNA of Phycodurus eques (leafy seadragon), 2685 nucleotides long. It is a transcript of the gene cdc5l, whose product is annotated as CDC5 cell division cycle 5-like (S. pombe). NCBI's taxonomy places the organism in Eukaryota, Metazoa, Chordata, Actinopteri, Syngnathiformes, Syngnathidae. Gene Ontology annotation, cellular component: Prp19 complex; spliceosomal complex. Gene Ontology annotation, molecular function: DNA-binding transcription factor activity, RNA polymerase II-specific; RNA polymerase II transcription regulatory region sequence-specific DNA binding. The coding region runs from base 124 to 2562 and encodes 812 amino acids. The transcript has 19 exons. Gene Ontology annotation, biological process: regulation of transcription by RNA polymerase II; mRNA splicing, via spliceosome. The record is from RefSeq and is a predicted model, not a curated record.
CCGAAGAAGAAGCGUCUGCGUGGUUCGUCUUCCAGCUCAGCGUUUUAUUUCCUGAGAUUUUCUGUUCUUCUUACUCGUUUUGUUUCUCGUGGAAAAAGGGAAUAACACAACAAAGUUGCCAAGAUGCCGCGAAUCAUGAUUAAAGGAGGCGUUUGGCGCAAUACGGAGGAUGAAAUCCUCAAAGCAGCGGUGAUGAAAUAUGGGAAAAAUCAGUGGUCUCGUAUCGCCUCUUUGCUCCAUCGCAAGUCGGCCAAGCAGUGCAAAGCCCGAUGGUACGAGUGGCUCGACCCCAGCAUCAAGAAAACGGAGUGGUCCCGAGAGGAGGAGGAGAAGCUGCUUCAUCUGGCCAAGCUGAUGCCCACCCAGUGGAGAACCAUCGCGCCCAUCAUAGGACGCACGGCCGCCCAGUGCCUGGAGCACUACGAAUACCUGCUUGACAAGGCGGCGCAGCGAGACAACGAGGAGGAAGUGGGAGAGGACCCCAGGAAGUUGAAGCCGGGAGAGAUCGACCCCAACCCCGAGACCAAACCGGCCAGGCCCGACCCCGUGGACAUGGAUGAGGAUGAGCUGGAGAUGCUGUCUGAGGCCAGAGCUCGACUGGCCAACACGCAGGGCAAGAAGGCCAAGAGGAAGGCCCGAGAGAAGCAGCUGGAGGAAGCCAGGCGUUUGGCGGCGCUGCAGAAGCGCAGAGAGCUGAGAGCCGCGGGCAUCCACAUUGGGAAGAAGAGGAAGAAGAAGCGAGGAGUGGACUACAAUGCCGAAAUCCCCUUUGAAAAGAAACCUGCCGCAGGCUUCUAUGACACCAGCAUGGAGCUCUACGACCCCCUGGCGCCCAAUUUCAAGCGUCUCCGGCAGCAGCACUUGGACGGCGAGCUGCGCAACGAGCGCGAGGAGAGGGACCGCAAGAAGGACAAGCAGAAGAUCAAGAAGAAGAAGGAGAGCGACCUGCCCUCCGCCAUCCUGCAGACCAGCGGCGUGGCCGAGUUCACCAAGAAGCGCUCCAAACUGGUCCUGCCCGCACCGCAGAUCAGCGACGCUGAACUGGAGGAGGUGGUAAAGAUGGGUGUGGCCAGCGAGGUUGCCCGUCAGGCGGCCGAGGAGAGCGAAAACGCAAACGGCGCCUCGUCAACGUUGCUGUCGGAGUACAGCAUCACCAACACGAUGAACACGGGACUGCGCACGCCACGUACGCCUGCGGCUCAGGACAGGAUAAUGCAGGAAGCUCAGAAUCUGAUGGCGUUGACCAACAUCGACACGCCGCUGAAAGGCGGCCUCAACACGCCGCUGCACGAGAGCGACUUCAGCGGCGUGACGCCCCAACGGCAGCUGGUGCAGACCCCCAACACCGUACUCGGGACCCCCUUCAGAACUCCCGUGCAGGGCCAAGGGUCGGAGGGCAUGACCCCGCAAGCGGCCGGAGAGUUGACCCCACGCGGGGCAGCCACGCCUGGGCUGACCCCCGCACGCACGCCACUUAGGGACAAACUGAACAUCAACAGCGAGGAGCAGCUGGCAGACCCGUCGUACACCAAACACCAGCAACGAGAGAGCCUGCAGCAGCUCAGGCACGGCUUGAUGUCGCUUCCUGUGCCCAAAAACGACUUUGAGAUCGUCCUGCCCGAAAACGCUGAGAAGGAACUGGAAGAGACAGAGAUGGAGGUCGGCCACGUGGAGGACGCCGCCGAAGUGGCGGCGUGCAAGCAGGCCCAACGUGACGCCGAGAGGGAGAAGGAGCUGAAGCUGCGACACACGGCGGUGCGGAGGGGCCUGCCCAGACCCACCGAGGUGAACGAGUCGGUCCUUCGGCCGUCCUCCAUGGAGCCGCUGUCCGACCUUCAGGUGGCCGAGGAGCUGAUCAAGCAGGAGAUGAUCGCCAUGAUGCAUCACGACUGUCUUCACCAUCCGACGGCCGGCGCCGGCGGGCAGCCGCAGCGCGCCAAGGGCCGCGGGCCCGCAUCCGCCUCCAACAACGCCCUGCACAUCGCCUACCUGGACGCGCACGCGUACAACACCGUCAGCACGGACGACAUGGACAAGGCCAAAGCCGUCCUGGCGGCCGAGAUGGAGGUGGUGAAGGGGGGCAUGGGUCACGGAGACCUCAGCAUGGAGGCCUACUGCCAAGUGUGGGAGGAAUGCUACAGCCAGGUCUUGUACCUGCCGGGACAGAACAGGUACACCCGAGCCAACCUGGCGUCCAAGAAAGAUCGGGUCGAGAGCGUCGAGAAGAAACUCGAAGUGAACCGUGGUCACAUGACGGCGGAGGCGCGUAAGGCGGCCAAACUGGAGAAGAAGCUGAAGAUCCUUCUGGGGGGGUUCCAGUCCAGAGCGCUCGGCCUGCUCAAGCAGCACAAUGAACUCUGGGAACAGGUGGAGCAAGCGUCCACGGAGCUGGAGACCUUCACUCAGCUGAAGAGACAAGAAGACACGGCCAUUCCCAGAAGACUGGAGGCGUUGCGUGAGGACAUGGAGCGUCAGAUGGAUCGAGAACGGGAACUCCAGCAGCGAUACGGAGAACUUGUGACGGAGCGAGAAGCCCUGGUCAACAGCGCUCAAAAAUACUGAGCAUCGUUGAACGCAUCCUUUUUCCAACGUUUGAAAUGCGAUAAGCACCGUUCAAAGUGAGCGGGUGUCUUGCGCUCUCAGUGUCUGUUUAUGUGUUAGUGACCAAUAAAGUUUAUUUGGGCA